ACUUGAGGAUCUCACACGGAAAACGAAUGGUUGCCUAAAUAACAAAUACGAGAUCAAUCUUUUAACAAACUAGACCAGGUUGCACAAAUGAUUCCUCCAGAUGCAUACAGAAUAUUCUUUUCACGCAUCCUGCUGGCGUGUCCAUUUCCAAGAUGCUGAAGCCUCGACCACCUGCGUUGCAGCUCUCUGUAGAAUUCUGAUAGACCGUUGUGGCUCUUCUGCUCCUGUGCUUUCCAUCUCCGAGGCUGCAGACCCGAUUGGAUAGUAAUAGCAUUAAUAGCAUUCAAUAGCAUUAGCAGUAAUAGCGACAUUGGAGCCACCGGGGCCCGAUGUGCCCCACGCAUGAAAACCUGAGCAGCAGCCACUAUUGGUGUUUUCCUCUCACUGCACAGCGCUGUGAUGAGGCUUUUUGGUUAUUUCCCUGCUGCUCGCACAGCAGAACUAUCUCAUCCAUCCAAACCGCUGACCUGAGGUCCCUCCCAUCCUUUUAGUUUGACUAAUUUUCACUUACUUUAUACUUAUUGAUAAAUCCUCUUAUUUGUUAGAUAUUAUAUUUGUUAGAUUGUGGGUCUCCUGGUUUUAGAGCCUGGACGCCGUGACCUUUGACCCCCUUAUGAUGAAGAUUAUGAGAAAAUCUGGAUGUGGACCGAAUCCGGUUGUAUGUGGUGUUUAAGUGAAAGACCUUCUUGGGCUGUUGUCCAACACUGUUCCCUAUGUCAUGUGUAUUUUAUGAGAACAGUGAAACAAACAUUGGGCAGAAUAGUAAACAGACUACGCAAAGCCUUUUAGUUGUUAUUUAAACAAUUUCUUUUUAUCAAUUAUGGUUUGUGUUAUUGGAAGAUUUAGCUAAUACAGUGGACAUAAUCUUGGUGAUUAAUUUGCUACAAUGGUAAUACAUCGAAGAUAAAAAGCUUUGAAACUAUCAUAAACCUGACUUAGAUAUGUUUUAAUAGCAAAACUAGUUAAUUAGACAUAACAUAAUGCAAUGAUAUCAAACUCAAUGUCAUUUUUAUUUGUUUAUUCUACUCAUCAUGAAAUUUGAUUGCAUGAAAAUCAUGCAAUUUGUUAUAACGUGCUUGAAAUAGCUACAUCUAUAUGCCCCUCUGGGAACCUGAUCCGUUCUUCUAUGAGGUAUGUUAGAACGCUUUGAGACCCUGUAGUGCCCUUUAGGGGUCCCUGACCCACACUUUUAAGACCAUACACACCCUAGUGAGUAGACCCCAAGGUUUGGACCAACUUGACCAGCUUGAAGGAUAGGAGGGGAGGUGCUAUGAAAAAAAUGUAUGUAAGUGUAAGGGAGCAUUAAUUUUUCUUUAUGAGGAGGGUGUGUGUGGGGGGGGUCUCUUCAGGAGACAGAUGGGCGUGAACACCAAUACGUGCUCAGUAGUACUGUGCAGCAACCAACCAGAUCUCCCUCCCUCGGACUCACACACCGCCCGGCUGCCUCGGGUUGAUCCGACCUGUUGUGUUGUCACUCUGCAGAGACGAGCGCAACGAGCGGCGACCGCGUUCACACCGCGACGUCAGGAUUCAUCCACGAGGAUGCGUUAAAGCGCAUUGCUGCGCUCAGAUCCCACCUCUUUCUCUCCCUCUCUCUCUGCGCCUUCAACCCGAAAGUAAGCAGGAGGAAUCAUGGUCAUCUUCACAAAAGAAAGCUCAAGCUGGGUGCCCGACAAGAGGCUCGAUCGGAGUUUUGGAUCGUCCUCGUGGAUGAACUGAAUGCGGACCGAGUGGGAGUCAGCGCGGCGCACGGUUGCAUUGGAAGAAGUGAAGAAGAAAAAGCGGAGCCGCGUGUGCGUGCGUGCGUGUGUCUGUGUGUGUGUGUGUGUGUGCGUGUGUGUGCGUGUCCGCGCGUGUUUUGAAAAGCGGAGCUCGGAGUGGGGAUGUCGGGCAGAAGUGGAGGAGCGCCUCGGGGUUGCAGCAACGCCAGUCUGCAGCCCCUGAGAGCCACGGUCCCGUACCAGCUCCAGAGGGGCUCAGCUCUCCUGUGCAGGGAGGUCAAGACGGCCGACAGGACCACAGCUCGCCCGCCGAGGCCCACCAUCCGCCGGACCCUGUCCCUGGACGCCAUCGUCGCUCCCUAUCUGCAGGGACAUUGGCCCAAAGAGGCAGAGAUCCCGGCCAUCACCUGCGUCAAUGACAAAGCCACGCAGACUCCAAGUUCCUGGACAGAGGAGACCCGAGGAAGGAGAAGCGCCGGCGGACACAAGCGCUCGGCCUCAUGGGGCAGCGCGGAGCACCUGAGGGAGGUUGCCAAGCUGAGGAACCAGUUGCAGAAGCGCUCCCGCCAUGUCCCUCCGCCGGCAGGGCACGAGCCACCCCACCACCCCCUGUCAGCGGGUCACGCUGCAGGCAUCACUCAGACGCCGCUGAACAGACUCGCUCCGCGGCUGCGACGCAGCGUUGAAGGCCUCAACUUAGAGCUGGAGGAGGCGUUUGUUUCUGAGAAACCCGAGGAUCAGCAUGAGAUUUUGGAUAUCCCAGACGGCCACAGGGCCCCCGUCCCUGUGCAGAGAUGCAGCAGUGGCUCACAGAGCGAGCCCUCCCCCGGCCCCUUGGAUCUGGACCCUUCCCUCUUCUCUCCUUCUCAGUCCCCCUCUCCUCUAGAUCCAUCGCUUCUGUCUCCCUCAAGUUCCCCCUCUCCAUUGAACCCGUCUAAUUUGUCUCCAUCACAGUCCCCCUGUCCCAUGGGAGAGCCAGAGCCGGCGGACUGUGAGACGGCGUGUCCCGCCCCGUCCACGCCUCUCCCUUCGUUUGCAUUGGAUCCUCCUCUGCUGCAGCCUUGCUCCUCCGCUCCUCGUCCCAGCAAAACCUACUCCUUCCAGCGCGAGCCGCCAGAAGGCUGCGAGCGAGUACGAGUGUGUGAGGAGGGAACGUCUGCCUGUCAGGACGAGCCUCUCCUCCAGCCGUCCUGCCCUGACCCCAAUAAAGUUAACUUUACCCCCCACGGAGGCUCCGCUUUCUGCCCUGUCAGUCUCUUGAAGCCUCUUCUGCCCUCCAUGGACCUCCUCUUCCGCGGCCUGUCGGUCUCUCCGGUCACCGGCUGCCCCGGUCAGGCCUCUCCCACGAGGCACCUGGGCACGCAGUAGGUGGAUGUCUGAGCCGAGCCUCCUCUCAGGACUGACCCACGCGGUACUGCCAGAACCCACACAAACUGGAUGUGCUUUAUCUGCCAUCAGAUGCCUGUGGUCACAUGGCUAAUCACUGCUGCAUGGACCAUGAUCACUGUGAUCAAAAUAUGAGACUCUGGGACUGAUGCUUUAGAUGAACUUUAGCCUUGAAUCUGGCUGCUUUACUGAUUAUUUCCACUGUAUGAAAACGUUUUAGCUGAUACUGUUGGAAAAUAGUGAAACGGUUUUACAACUGAAUGAGUGCUGAUGUUGUUAAAAGUUUUUAUUUUCUCUUUUAGUUAUGUGUCAGCGGUCCAAACAGAGACUGCAGUCUGCUGGGGAUGUUUUCUUCUUAAUGUCCAAAUAGGUGUAUUCAGAGUCAACCAUCCAAGCACUUACAAAACAAAUAUUGCUUUUUUACUACCAUUUAAGUCAAACAAAGAAUUGUUUAGUUUGAUUUUCAGCUUAAUGUGAGUACUUGAUGGGUUUGUUCCUUUAACCUUAGAAAUUGUGUUGUGAAAAAGGUUUAGCCUUUUUGGCCUAGAGUUUAAUUAUGGCCUGCUUUUCUACAUAUGUAAUUCAAGCAAGAUAUAUAAAUAUAUAUUUGUAUCUUUAUAAGGAGGCUGGUAGUACUGUUUUUGUAUUCACUCAACAACAACAAACCUAACGUUGUAUUGUUCAUAGACAGGAACGCAGGUGUUAGUAGCUCUACUCACAGGCAGAGGGCAUUAUUCAAACCAAACCAAAGCAAUUUUGUCAAGUUUUUUAGAAUUUGAGUGGUCCUGGGUGUCUUUUGUCCAAUCGGAACUCUUUAUGUCAAUAUUUCUUUUGAAUAUGAAAGAGGUUGAGUCCCUUCAUUUGAACUAAAUGGAUGAAAUCUGUCUUGAUCAGCAUUAACGCUAAAUAAAAAAAUAUACCUGCAGUUAGGUAAGAUUUA
Gasterosteus aculeatus aculeatus (three-spined stickleback) is the source of this 4047-nucleotide messenger RNA. It is a transcript of the gene fam117aa, whose product is annotated as family with sequence similarity 117 member Aa. The record is from RefSeq and is a predicted model, not a curated record. NCBI's taxonomy places the organism in Eukaryota, Metazoa, Chordata, Actinopteri, Perciformes, Gasterosteidae.